This is a messenger RNA of Gregarina niphandrodes, 1074 nucleotides long. RefSeq lists its product as hypothetical. The transcript has a single exon. NCBI's taxonomy places the organism in Eukaryota, Apicomplexa, Conoidasida, Eugregarinorida, Gregarinidae. The record is from RefSeq and is a predicted model, not a curated record. The coding region runs from base 1 to 1074 and encodes 357 amino acids.
AUGCCGUUUCGGGGUCCGCAUGUGAUAGCCGAGCAGUUGCAGGUGCCUGAGUCUUUGAAGCGGUUGCAAGAGCAGUUUGUGGGUCUGGCUCGACCGAUGGCGGAGUUUGUGUAUGAGCGAACGACUGAUAUGCCAUUGUGGGCGAGCAAGAUGAAUGGGGCUCCAUAUAUACCCCUGUCGGCUGGAGUACAUCCGAAAGGUUGGCGAAUGCUGAUCCAAAUCAACUUCGGUGAGGUGCCCCGUGCCACUGAAACCUGGCCGGGACUAGAAGGUUUCCCAGAACAGGGUUUAGUUCAGGUGUGGUGGGGCAAACAGUCUGGUGAUUGCAGCAAGACUGGCAUCGUCUUUUACGAUGAGGUAAUUCAAGACCCCGAACAACUACAGACUGUGUUUCCGUACAAGUACGCAGAUACGAUUGAGCCCUGGGACGAUGCGUUCGUCAAAACGGCCAACAAAAGAGCGGAAGAGAAACGGGUUUCUAAAGCCAUUCAACUUUUACCGACACCCGAUCAUGGGGCGUUGAACCAUGGAUCGUCAAAGCAUAAUACGGCGACCCAGAAAGAUGGCAGAGAGAUAUACAUGUAUAUUACUGACCCCAAAUUUGGGUACACUACGGACCCCCCAGAUCACGUAAGCCUUGCAGAAUCAGAAGAAGACUUGGACGCCAACCCCAAAACGAAAAGCGAUAAGAUCUAUGGCCUCUAUGGGGACGAGGCAUGGCCCACAAUCGUUUCCGACCCUCCCUACCAAAUCAAAUACAAUCGAGGCUAUUCAUUGCCACCACCCGGAUGUCGUGACUACCAUAGACAAAAUUGGCCAGAUGACAUCGACCCGGAUACUCUCUGGGAAUAUCUUCGAAAGGCAGCCACUCCACCUAGCGACUCCUGUCUCGGAGGGUACCCCACAUACACUCAAGAAGAUUCCGACGAACGACCAGAUGUACAACUUAUUCAAAUAGGCUGCUCUCAUAAUACGAUGUUUGGAGAUGCUGGUUUGGGCCACUGGUUUAUUAGUCUUGACUCUCUCAAACGGAAAGACUUUAGCAACGUGGUAUUCAUGUGGGACUGUUGUUAA